Messenger RNA from Manduca sexta (tobacco hornworm), 10136 nucleotides. Its product is annotated as transcription elongation regulator 1. Gene Ontology annotation, cellular component: nucleus. The transcript is spliced from 17 exons. Gene Ontology annotation, molecular function: RNA polymerase binding; transcription coregulator activity. The coding region runs from base 142 to 3534 and encodes 1130 amino acids. Lineage: Eukaryota; Metazoa; Arthropoda; Insecta; Lepidoptera; Sphingidae. The record is from RefSeq and is a predicted model, not a curated record.
AGCCGCCGGCCAUCUUGACGGCGCCAUUUGUUAUUUCCAUGCGCUGUUAAUGAGUUUAAUUGUGUAAAUUUUAUUAUUCCCAACAAAUAUUUUAUUUAGGCAUGAGGACAUAAGUGAUUUGUGAAUUUAUGAACUUAUAAUAUGAUGGAAGACGAGUAUAUGGAGAGCCAAGAGGUUGCAAUAAGUGAUGUGAAUCGGAACGCGGAUGCACUCGAUAGCACUGAACCCAAAGACUUCACAGAUGUAGGCGGCUUCGAUGAUGGUUAUGAGGAGGACGACGGUGGGAACAAUUUCAGAGGCAAUCGCGGAAGAGGGAACUUCAGAAAUAGAGGCCGCGGCCCUCCUCCGGGCUGGAUGAACGGCCCCCCGAUGCGGUUUCGCGGUCGCGGCUAUGGACCCGGCGGGCCUCCCAUGCGGGGGCGGGGUUUCUUCCGCGGUCGUGGCGGACCUCGCUUCGGACCCAACGGAGGACCCAACUUUGACAACAACUGGGGGCCGAUGGGGCCCCCGCCGCCCGGGAUGAUGGGUGGCCCUCCUCCAUUCGGUCCGCCACCGGGCAUGAUGCCUCCUGGAGGGCCUAUGGGACCACCGCCAAAUAUGAUGGGACAGCCUCCGCCGUUCGGAGGCCCGCCUGGCAUGCCCCCACCUAAUAUGCCCGCACCAGAACUGUGGGUGGAGACAAAAUCUGAAGACGGAAAGUCGUACUACUACCACUCGAGGAGUCGCGAGACAACGUGGACGCGGCCACAGGAGGGGCCCACGGUCAAGGUGAUCACGCAGGCGGACAUGGAGGCUAUGGCCGCCGCAAGCAUGUCCGCGCCGCAGUCGAUGCCCAUGAGCGGGCCCAUGGGCGGGCCGAUGGGCGCGCCGCCAAUGGGUAUGAUGCCCAACGGAAUGAUGGGCGGCAUGAUGCCGCCGCAGGGCCAGCCCGGCGCCGUGCCGCCGUUCAUGCAGCCCCCGCCGUGGGGCAAGGACGGAAUGCCAGCCAAAGACAAGCCAGAGGAGCCGACCUCCACCGAGCAGAACGAUAUGCCGCCAGGAGAGGGCGCGCCGGGAACGCAACCCGCUAACGGUUUCCCCGGCGGCCCUGGAGGUCCGGGCGGUCCCGGCGGCUUCCCCGGGCCGUUCCCGGGCGGCGCGCCCCCUGGCGGGUUCCCGGCGUGGGGCGGUUGGGGCGGAGGCUGGCCGCCGCCGCUGGUGGCGCAGCCGCCGCCGGGUCUCGCUGCCGCCGCCGUGCCAGACUCCACAACAGGUGAAGCGACUCAGUUGCCGCCGCCGGAGAACCAGCCGGCCGUGCACGCGCCCAUGCAGCAUCCGCCGCUGCAGCACCAGCCGCCGCCCGUCCACCAGUCGCCGCACCAGCAGCCGCCACACCAGCAGCUGCAGCAGCACCAGCCGCCGCCGCAGCACCAGCCGCAGCAGCACCAGCCGUCCCAGCAGCAGCAGUCCACGCCACAGUCGACGCAGCAGCAAACACCGGCUCCAACACAACCGCCGCCUAAGAAAGAGACGGUGAUCCCGCCGGAGCUGGUGAGCCGCGCGGCGGAGUGGAGCACGCACCGCGCGCCGGACGGCCGCCCCUACUACUACCGCGCCUCCAAGCAGCAGAGCGUCUGGGAGAAACCUAAGCCGCUCAGGGAACUAGAGAGGCUACAGGCGAGGAUUGCCGCCGAGAAGGGUGACAAGGACAAAAUAGUGGAGACGAUCGUAUUGGACGACAAGCCUGAGGAAGCAGACGGUUCUACAGAGAAGGCGGCAGAACCAGAAGCGGACACGGAGGCGGAGCGACGCACGACCGAAGCCGAGCAGGAGAAGGAGCGUGCCGCCGUCGCCAACGCCGCCAACGUCGCCAGUGCAGCCAGCGCCGCCAGCGCGGCCACCGCCGAGCGCGAGCGCCAGGACUCGGAGCGCGCCGAGCAGGAGCGCCGCGACAAGGAGGCCGCCGACGCCAAAAAGGCCAAGCAGGACCGGCGGCUGCCGCUCUUCACCACGCACAUCUCCGGCACACCAUGGUGCGUGGUGUGGAUGCGCGACGGGCGCGUGUUCUUCCACAACCCGACGGCGCUGUCGUCGGUGUGGGAGCGGCCGCCGCAGCUGGUGGGGCGCGCCGAGGUGGACCACGCGCUCGCGCAUCCGCCGCCCGCGCUGCUCGACCUGCUGCGCGAGGACUUCGCUGCGGGCGCGGGCUCGGCCACGGCGGACGCGCUCGUCAACAAGUCCGCUAACGGCGAGAUGAAGCGCCCCGCUGACAAGUCCGAGUCCGACUCCGACGCCGAGCCUUCUAAGAAGGCCAAGAGUGAAGACACUAAGAAGAGUUCGACGAUCGACGUGGGCAAGGAGGCGGCGAUCGAGGCGGAGGUGCGCGCGGCGCGCGAGCGCGGCGUCGUGCCGCACGAGCAGCGCCUGCGCAGCUUCCUGCAGAUGCUGCUCGAGAAGGACGUCUCCGCCUUCAGCACCUGGGAGAAGGAGCUGCACAAGAUCGUCUUCGACCCCAGAUACCUCAUGCUCAACUCCAAGGAGCGUCGGCAGGUGUUCGACCAGUACGUGCGUGAGAGGGCCGAGGAGGAGAGGAAAGAGAAGAAAAACAGACUGCAGCAAAAGAAGACCGCCUACAAACAGCUCAUGGAAGAAGCCAAGCUGCAUUCCAAAUCGUCGUUCACCGAGUUCUCGUCGAAGCACGGACGCGACGAGCGUUUCAAGGCGAUCGAGAAGCCGCGCGACCGCGAGACUUUCUUCAAUGAGCACAUCGCGGACGUGCGCAAGCGCGACAAGGAGGAGAAGGAGCGCAAGAGAGAGCAGGUUAAGGCGGAUUUCAUAGGUCUGCUCAAAGAGAAGGGCAUCGACCGGCACGCGCGCUGGGCCGACGCCAAGAAGAAGGUGGACAGCGAGGCGAGGUACAAGGCGGUGGAGACCAGCAGUCUGCGCGAGGACUACUUCAGGGAGUACUGCAAGCUGCUGAAGGAGGAACGGAAGAAAGACAAGGAUGGCAAAGAGAAAGAGCGCAGCUCAAGUAAGAAAGAGAAGAAAGAAAAAGAUCGAGACAAGGACAAGGAGAAGGAGAAGGACAAAGACAAGGAGCGCGACAAGGACAGCAAGAAGGAGAAGAAGAAGGAAAAGGGAGAGAAACAAUCCGAUCAGUCGACAGAAGACGAGCCGAAGCAGCCGACACCGCCGCCCGACCAGUGGGCGGAGAUCCUCGGCAUUCCUGGCGAAGAAGGAGGCAAGGCCAACCCUAAGAGGACGUCCAAGAAAGUCCCACAAACGUCGCCUGCCAAAUCGGACAAGUCAAAAUCAACGACGCCCGAGCAAGAAGUCAUCUCCCCCAAACAACUUCGGUCGUCGAAAAAGGAGCAACCGACACCCGAGAAACCGGAGAAAACAGUAAUAAAAUCCCCGCCCAAAAAGCGGAAAUUGGAGGAGUUCAAAUCGCCAGAAGUGGAAGACAAGAAAAAGAAGCCUGUUGAAAAGAAAAAGAAUGCAGAGAAAACAGAGAAAACGGAGAAGAGGAAACGGAAGAAGAGCGAGAAAGAAUAGUGUUUGUUGUACGUUUUUUGUAAACGGUGAUCGAGACAAUUUGUGCGUGCUAGUUCGGAAGAGGCUGACGAGGACUGAGUUAUUUGUUACACGUUGAGUUGUCUGGCGGGGGAGGGGCGGGGGAGCGUGCACUCCUCACUGCACUUAUUAACUGGUGUUUCGCAAUGCCUUCUGCACUAUGAUUUUAUAAUAACAUUUUAAGAUUCAACAAAAAGACGAUCUUAUUUAUAUUCAAUUAAAUAAGUCAUCACGAUCUAAAAUUAUUCUAAAUUUUAAAUUGGGUCACAAAAGACCCGGUUGUAUCGCGGCCCACGCCCGCCCCCCAUUACGCUUGUCUCACACAUACAGGCGGACGAACUGGAGGUUGUAGUGCAUCCGAGCUUAAGCAUCACACAGACAGUAGACCGUUACAAUAAAGCGAAAUUAUUGGACUAUUUUCAUGUACACCAUGAAGUGAUUUAUUUAAUAACUCAAAAUACAUAUAACCGACUACGAACAGUGCGUGUAUAUAUAAGAUUGUAAAUUAUAUUCGGUCUUGGAGGUGGCACUGCGUUGCCACGGUGAUGUGGUGCAAAAAUGACCCGGAAUUCGAUGACAGUGACUAUUAUGUUUGGGUCAGUUUUGACCCGGUUAGUAAUUGACACGCUAUGGUUCUGGUAAUCGUGUUUAGUGGAAGUAAAACUUGUGUAUAUAACGUUAGGGUCGAAUUCUCUGAAAAAUAUAUUUUGAAAAGCUUUAAAAUGAGAUCGAAUUGAAAAGCUUUGCCACCUUUGGGGAUAAUUACAUAGUGUAACUUAGCUUUAUUGUAUAUUUAAGUAAAUAUAAGUAUUAUUAUUAAGGUGCGUUUUUAUUUAAAGAGUACGAAGACGUAUCGAUAAAACUUCAUGCUCUAUUUUUUAUAAAAAUCUGGUUACCUCCGAAACGGAACAUAGUGCGUAUAUAAUUUGCAAGGAAAUAUUCGAUUAGAAUUAACUGGCAGUAUGGAAUGCUACGGAAUUGUUCCUGUCCACUAUAGCGGGGUGAUAUGCGCGAGAGCUUAGAAUAUUGUCAACCAAUAUUGCGCAAUAGAUGUCUGCUGGCCCAGUUUGGUAUAACGAUUCGGCCAGACAAGCAAUGCAUUGUGUUCAAUUCUAUUGGUUGAUGAUUCAGAAUGACUCGUAGCUGAACACCGCUUUGGUUGACAUACUAUGGUGAGGUACCCGAUUCAAUGACAAAACUUAAACGUAUCGACGAAAAAUAUUGAAUAUGUCGACACAAAACUAUGCCAAACUAAAUGGAAUAAUUGUCAGUACAGAAAUUACUCAGUUGUUCUAUUUGGUCUCAAACGGGACAGUAUGGUCUCGGAGGCUUGGCUUAAAGCAGAAACCACUGUCGUAUUGACACGUUUCAAACUGUAAUGCAAGUGUGGCCACAAAUCAACUCACACCCAGGUUUUUUGGGUACCAACGCGAAAGAUUUUUUUAAACAAAUAGCUAUGAAUUAUUUAAUUUAACGCUCGUGACGUACAUAUACGUCAGAGUUAAUAAAAUUAUUACCAAACAUAAGUAAUAUGUGAGUUGAUGGAUGCAUUUAUUUCAUAUAAUAUAUUUUCGCGCAUGCACUAAGGAAGGUGUAUGAACGUUAUGGCUAAAAUCAAAUAUAGCGAGGCGAAUUUCGCGUAGCUAUUCGUCUGCAUCUCACUUAGCGAUGAUGAAUUUAUUCAAAGCAAUUUUGUAUGACGUGUAUACACGUUAGAGACGCACCAAUAGUAAAUGAAAUAAGCGUUCAAAAAUAUCACCACAGUUCGCGCAAUCAAAUGAUUAAACUAUAGUUUUCAAUCAAAAAAAGCACUUAAUUCAAUAGUCUUGUGGAAUUUUCAUUUUACGUCGCAAACUUGCGCAUGCGCAUCAGCAAUAUCACCGACAUUAUGUAGAUGAAAAAUGACACGAUACACGAACUUGGUGAUCGUUUAUGUUUGCUGUUGACGUUUUGUUUAUCAAUUUUAACUCUUUCAGUCGACGAGAGUUUUAUAGUACGUAACUAACUAAUUGCCAAAUUUCUUGUGGUUGGACAACUUAGCAUUAGCCAAUUAUUUUAUAUUACAAUAACCUUUUUUCAUCUUAUUUUGGCUUAAAGAAGCCGUAAAGAGUGUAGAACGUAAUUUGCCGUCACAAAACGUGCAAUUUGGAUGUGAAAUCCUACGAUGCAUCUGACGUUAUGAAACGUCGCGAGAGGUUCACGUCGACUGAAAGCUUUUCCGCGUGCGUCAUGCUAGCGGCCAGUAACUAAUUGGUGUUAAAUGUUGAUCAAUGUGCCGGUAUAUGUUGUCUGUUGUAGUCUGCCGCUGGCUAAUCGUAGAAACUGGCUUAUGGACACACGCUCCGACAAAUCGGUACGAUUUUUAUCGUACGAUUUAGCUGUGCCAAUUUUGGUAAUUUGCAAUUGAAAAUAUCAAUUUAAUAAAAUGUCGAGUAAUUAUGUGUUGGUUUCUAAGAUUCGUCACCGACGUUUCCAUUAAUCAUUAUCGGAUUGUGUGUGUAAAUAUUUCUAUAGAUGUGUAAUAUUGAGUUAAUUUUUCGCUCGCGUACAUUGAAUUGUAUACGCGACGUUAUCACACGUUGUUAGAUAGUUACAAGACGGGGUUUCAACAGCUUUUUAUCGUUUUAACAUUUGCAUUUGGGGAAAAAAAUACUGAUAUUUGUUUAUUCCAUAUUUAAGACACGUGUUUUUUUCUGACUAAUUUUAAUUUUCCAGUGCUGCAUGCAAGUAUUUAUUAUAUUAGGGGUAUUUUGUGGUUCACGACGUUAAUCUCUGAUAAUAUGUGUUGACCGUUUAUUAACUUUGAUUGUCAGCCCACAACACAGUGCCCUUGUAGAUGAGUUGUAUUUCAAAGAUCAGAUUCCCAUACAGGAACCAGAGUUUAAUUUCAUUAUAUUACAUAUGACAUUCUGGACCUUUCAAAACCGUCUGAUCAGUAAAUAUAAUAUAAACAGACCGCUCGAGUCCUUCGUUGUAUAUAGAUCCGGCUUCAAACACGGAGACAUAAUUGUAUCAACUGACGAGAAGUGACCACCUUACGUCAGUCGACACUAUCUGGAGCUAGUCUGCUUACCGUCAGAUGCAGUAGGGUAACUACUGGGCCUGUAUGAAAAAAAAAUUAUCUAAAUUGACGAAUUUGAAUGGCACCAUUAUCUUCCAAUUCUUUAAAUUUCAUCAACAUAUAGCCUGUUGGUAGCUAUUAUUCAAGUACGCUCCCUUCUUUCUUUGCCUUUUUUCAGUAUUAAAUAGUUAACAAACGGCCUCGCGUUGUACAGGAGAUACUGGAGGCCUAGAACGGGGCAGUGACUAACUUCACGCCGGUCAUAAAGUUCGGUGUUAAUUUUGCGUGGGUUUCAUAAUUGUUUAGUUUUUGCAACAGAUAUCCGUUACUUGUUAGUAUUUAAUGUUAGAGAUAAAUGAAACAGCAGCCCUCCUCUUAUUAAAGAUUUGGAUAGUUGGAUCGAGUUCAUGAUAUUGCUAUUUAUUUAUUUAAGAUACUAUGGAUAGAUUAAAUUGUAAUUAUCCUACCCAUAGACAAUUGCCAGUCUUCGUGACAAUUAAUAAUUUCAGUAUAAAAGUCUUAAUGUACUUGUAUUGUGUGUGAUACUCAAAUAUUUGUUUCGGGUAUGUGUUUCAUUGAACACACACACAUAUUAAAAACAGAGGGAGUAGGCAGAGAUGCAUCUAGAGCACUCGAUUUUGUUUAUUCCGUUCCAUGAUUUGGGAGGGGGCGAGCCUAUCGCCAUAUAAGCCAUAAAUUAAUUACAAAUUUCUCUUAAUUCACUCUCAACACAGUAUUUUAGUGUAGGCUAGCAUUGUGUUGGUUAUUUUUAUUAGAAUCUCUGAUGCAGGAUACAGAGGACUGCUGUAAAACGUAACUUUUAAGUCGGACAGCUGUUUUAGUUUUGAUAUGCAUACAUAUGUUAAUAUUUGUGUAUAUACGUAGUUAACUUCGCGAGGUGGACGACCGCGGCUUACUAUCGCAUAUCCUGCAUUAUCACUGGCGUCGUAAAUACCUGUACCUUAUUCGGAGCUGGUAAUUACAGCGAAUAUAGUAUGGGUUGAGGUAUCGCUGCAUUUUUACUGACUUUAAUGACGUUUUUUGCCGCCUUUUUCACACUUCUACUGGCUAUAGAUAGGUAAUAGGGUAUUUGACUUAUUUUUAUUUAAAACUUUUAUUACAUAUUUACGUCGUAUAAAUUAUAAAACAGAAGAAAUCAUUGAAAUGUGGUGAAAAAUCUACAAGUUAUAAGCCAUUGAAAUGGGUAGUAGGGGUGAGUGUCAAAAAGGGGUGAGUGUCAGCUGGAAUUACGAGAAAUAUUAAUUAAUUAUCACGCAUUGGCGUGCAAUAGAGAGAGACGGAGCGAUAUCCCCACUCUACGCCCACUGCUGCGCGUAGCAAUAUUUGAAAUAUGAAUUACUGCUUCAUUUCUUAUCCAGUUUUAAUACUGUUUUAACACAAGGAUUUCACAUUUUUAAAAAUUCACAAAAUUAAGCAACAAAUACCCUAUAAUUUUUUUUACGCCGAAUAAUUUUAUGCCAUAUUAUGACCGCCUAUUGCACUUUCUACGUUGACCAUUUUCAAAAUAAGGUUCGUCUUCGAAAUUAUUACCAUUGCUUGUAUUAUUUUUUGGCGCAUAUAAUUUUGUUUCUGAUUUCCUAGUCCAGCGCAAAUAAUGUAUAAUAUAAUAUAGAACAUUUAGUUCAUUUGGUCAAAAUCUAUUACUGUCAGGUUUAUUUUUGGAUAUAUAAUUACGUCAGACUGUAGUUCAUUUUGGUCAGAUUAUUCCGUCAUUCGUGAAUUUUAGUUAGUUUUGUCAGAAUUGUGUCAGAUUUCUGUGACUUUGCCUGAUUCUUCAUAAGUGAAUUAAAAUUGUUGAACUAAUAGACUACAAUCAGCUCAAUAAUUGUAUAGGGACUUGUAGAAACCACAGUGAAAAGAAAUCUGACAAAUUUAACCCACGGUAUCAGAAAAUUUGAUCAAAAAGAACUGCACUUAAUUCUGUAUAAGGUAAUUGUAUUUAAAAGUAAAUAAAAUCUGACAUAAAUAGAUCUGACACAAAUGGUCUCAAUAGAGUACGUUUAAUAAUAUUUAUAAUACUAUGUCCGCUAGCAUGACGCACACGAAUAUAUUCUGUAGCGUUUUAGUGUCAGAAAUGGACGUAAAAUAUUUUAUUUUUGUUUUUAUUCUGAAAUUUCGACACAAGGUAGCAGAUUUUAAUGCCAAUGGGUACGCGUAAAUAUUGAUCUUGGUGGAUAAGUCAGACCGCUAGUGCCAAAAUUAGUGAAAUAAAUGUAAACGCAAGAUUUUGUCUUUUUAUUAUUAAAAAAAACUAUUUUUUUUUCGUUUCUUUCUUAUGAAAUAUAAUUCGUUCUUUCAAUUUUAAAAAUACAUAUUUGAAUGGUAAUGGAUACAAUUUUCUUACAUUCAUGUAUUUUGUUAUGAAUUUUAGGUUGGGAAUUAAAAAAUAACUUAUUCCUGUGAAAACAAGGUCCAAUAAAAUAUAUUUAUAUCAAAUUUUCGUUAAUUUCUGGUCGGUACGAUGUAAUUGGUACGUCACAUGUAUUUUUUUUUGGUGUUUCCAAUGUUAUGUUUAGUUUUAUAAAAUUUCUUUUGUUUUAACGAACGUCAAUAUACGUCGUUGAAUAUUAUCAACAUCCUUUGUAGUUAUAUAAAGUGCCUUUUAACGGGUGGACGUCAAUAUACGUCGUACAGAGUAACAUCAAAUAUCGCAAGCAAUAAAUAAUAUCAAAUCAAAUUCAAUUAGAUUUCACUUCGAAAUUGGGCAACUUUCCAGCGUUUUUUUUUUUUAUUUUACAAUUAGAAAUUGAAAUAAAUACAAAGCUAUAGAAGAAUACCAAAAUGUGUUUAUGAUUAUUCAAAGAUUUUUUAAAAAUGUUAUAAGUCUGGACAGUUUAAUUAUAAAGGUUCAUUUUAUAAUUUUGAUUGCUGAAAACGUAAGGAGUUUUUGAAUUUGGCAUUACAAAUCUCGCUGCCUGUUGUCACAAUGAAUUGUAGUAUUGUUUGAUACUGCCAAAAUGUAUUCUAUAUUAUUUAUACAAAAGUAAAAUGUUAUUUGAAUAAGUGAUAUGGUCCUGUGGGAACGCAAUGUUAAGACAGAAGUCCUGUAUUUGCUUCUCAAGCAGCUUCCAAGUUUAACAGUACGUGUAUCUAUUAUUUAAACUGUGAACGUAAACAUUGUUUCUCAGUUUCUCUCUGAAGUGCGACAUCAGCUGAGACGCUGUCAAACAAAAAUUCGUUCAGUAGAUUUUGAGAAAAUCGAUCACAUACAGACAGACAGCUUUUGGGGACUUUGUACAUACAAUCAGUUUUCAGAUUAUGUUCCCACAAGAUCAGGACUCGGUCCCGUUUCAAUCUAAAUAUUUAUUUCAUACACAUUUUGUUAUUGUAAUGAAUUUAAUGAAAUCAUGGUUUAUACAAUAUGUUCAUUUUUGAUUCUAAAACGUGUUAUCGUUGAAAAGUACAGCGAAAGUACUUUAUUGUAAAUACAUUUUAAAACAUUUAUUAUUAUUGAAUGUAAUGAUUUGAUUUGUACUAAUUGUGAAUAAAAACUCUUACCGUA